CACUGCUCAGUCGACUACAACACCUUCGCCGGCUAAUAUCAUCUCACGCGCUGUGCUGUCUGGCCGGUAACAUCAUGCCUGACGCCAAGGAGGACACUGCCGAAGAAAUAAAAAUGCAACAGAAGUCGAAGAAAGACAAAAGUCCAGUCGAUCUGGUGCAAGAGGCAAUGGGAAGCCUGGGACCGUGGCACAUCGUCAUAGCCGUUGCACUUUCUUUGGUCAAAUUUCCCGUAGCUUGGCAUCAAUUGUCGAUCGUUUUCUUGGCACCACCGAUUGAUUUCACCUGUACUUAUCCGAAACCUGCCAACAUGAGUGAAGCGCUGGAACGCAAAUGCGAAGUCGACGUCGGAAAUGGCACUAUUGAGAAAUGCACCAAGUUUUUCUACGAUAGAACUAUUUUCAAGGAGACCAUCAUCACGCAGUGGGAUUUAGUGUGUGAUAGGGAGCAAUUAGCAAAUUUUGCUCAAACAUGUACCAUGCUGGGAAUUUUAGUUGGAAAUAUGAUAUUCAGCGCCAUGUCCGAUAGAGUCGGACGAAAAAUCCCUCUCAUGAUUGCAAUUCUAUUGCAAUCAGUGACUGGAUUUUUGACGAUAUACUCACCCUGGUACGAAAUGUUCUUAACAUUUAAGUUCAUUUCUGCCUUAGCCACUGGAGGCACUAUGCUUAUCAGUUUUGUUUUGUUGAUGGAAAUCGUGGGACCAAAAUGGAGAUCAAGUUUAUCAGUUCUCUUCCACGUACCAUUCUUGCUUGGAUUUUUACUGAAUCCUUUGGUAUCUUAUCUCACACGCACGUGGACAGGAUUUCAAAUGGCCGUGUCGAUACCACCGAUUUUGUUACUUUCCUAUUAUUGGAUCGUUCCCGAAUCGCCUCGAUGGUUACUUGCGGUGGGCAGGACAAGCGAGGCAGAAGUGAUAUUAACGAAGGCCGCGGAAAAAAAUAGAAUCUCGCUAAGUAAAGUUGCACUGGCCAUUGAAGAUCAUCGGAAUCAAGCGAAAAUACGCACGGACAACACCAAGAAAUUCAAUGUGACACAUUUAUUCCGUAGUCCGAAUUUGUGCGUCAAAACGCUGUGCAUCUGCGUUAAUUGGUUCGUCUGUGGCAUGUCCUUCUUUGGUCUGGCGCAAUAUAUUGGCCAACUCGAUGGAAACAUUUUCAUCAACACUGCUGUGUCAGCGGCUGUCGAGCUACCAGGCACACUGAUCGUUUUGUUUUUGAUUUCUCGCUACUCGAGACUACGUAUUCUCAUCGGAGGCAAUAUCGUUUCGGGAGCGAUGUUGCUCAUAACGAUGUUCGUUCAAGAUCCAACGAUACGCGUGACACUGGCAACAAUUGGCAUUGCUGGUAUGUCGAUAUCAUUCCCAACCGUUUAUUUAUACAGCAGCGAAGUUUUCCCGACUGUCGUGAGAAACGUUGGUAUCGGUGCUGGUAGCAUCUGCGCGAGAGUUGCCAGUAUGCUUGCGCCAUACAUCGCUACUAUGGGUAACGUACAGCCAUGGUUACCGCCGCUAUUUUUCGGUAUAGGACCGGUAAUUGGAGCUGGCUUGUGUUUCUUAUUACCAGAGACUAUGAACUGUGAAUUGCCGGAGACGAUAGAGGAUGGUGAAAACUUUGGAAAGAAGAUGCCGAGAAAAAGCAUCGCUUGAAAACUUACACAAAAACAGAUAAUCAUCUAAACUUCUUUUCUUAUUAUGAAUUCCUCUUCAAAUGCAAUUGCCUUCAUUCCUAUUACAUAAAAAAGUGGAUAUUUUAUUGAGUU
Molecule: messenger RNA, 1756 nt
Organism: Phymastichus coffea
Lineage: Eukaryota; Metazoa; Arthropoda; Insecta; Hymenoptera; Eulophidae
Product: organic cation transporter protein-like
Exons: 9
Coding region: 75-1643 (522 amino acids)
Biological process (GO): transmembrane transport
Cellular component (GO): membrane
Molecular function (GO): transmembrane transporter activity
Source: RefSeq, a predicted model, not a curated record